CUCUAGAAGGAAAACCAGCAAUCUAAUACUUGAAGAACUAAGUAUAAUGAGUGCGGCUAGUACAAGUGCAAAUUCUAGUGCUGAAGGAGCCAAACGAAAAAUUCCUUUAAGGAUUUCAAAAGAACAACCUGAUUCUGGAAAUGCAAUUGCAAAUAAUUCAAAUAAUAUUAAUGGAAUUUCUUUACUUAACAAUAGUUCAUCAUAUGAAAAGGAGUUUCACUGA
Messenger RNA from Entrophospora candida, 223 nucleotides. NCBI's taxonomy places the organism in Eukaryota, Fungi, Glomeromycota, Glomeromycetes, Entrophosporales, Entrophosporaceae. The record is from the annotation of a GenBank genome assembly.